AUGCACAAAAAGCAGUCUCAAUCGAGGGGAGCCCAAUUACAUAUAUCAACAGUAUGCAUCAAUGAUUUGGCAGGUGACCAAACGAAGGCAGAAGUCCAGUCAGCACAUGGAGCAUCGAAUCGGGAGAGCUCAUUUCCGAGAUUACAACAAGAUCCAAGCAACAGAAUCAAGUUGCUAAGAAGAGCAUGCUGCCGAGAGAAGCUUAAUGUACACUUUCCAUGA
Molecule: messenger RNA, 222 nt
Organism: Dovyalis caffra
Lineage: Eukaryota; Viridiplantae; Streptophyta; Magnoliopsida; Malpighiales; Salicaceae
Source: the annotation of a GenBank genome assembly